AUGGAUGUCGUAGCCGGGCCGUCUUUUGUGCUGCGCCACAUUCGUCACUGCGGCGCUGAGGAGCUAAACCAAACUCCACAGCGAACCACAGCGUCAAGCACGGGCACCACUACCACUAGCAGUAGUUUUUAUGCCACGGAGGUUCUUCUCAAAGUAGGGGUACCAGCACCCUUGGCCUCCGCUGACAGCUCCCCUGGUAAGGCCUCACCGGCGCUGGUGUGCUACAUGUGUCCGGCAUACAUUCUGCAAGUAGGAUGCCCAGCACUGCGCGAGUUGCUGGCAGACGCUUUUGAUGGUGGUCCCAGUGAGAUUUGUGGAGUGGGCAAUGAAGCCAGCACGAACUCCGCUGCGGCUGUCGCGUUGCCGUCGUCGUCACCUUUCGUGGUGAUUCCACUUCCGUUUCUCGAUGGAGAUGUCUUCCAUGUGCUGGCGACAUACUUGGAGUACUUCUACGCCUUUGACUGCACCGUCACUACGGCCAUCACGGCAACCGUGGCCCAUCAAUCUUUCACUCCCUUGCCCUCCUCCUCGACUCGCACUCCGUCCUCGCUGCGGCGGCCGCUGAACUUUCAAGACCUCUACGCCCUCUCGACGUGGGAGCACUACUACGUCUUGUGUCAACUCCUGGGGCUAGAGCGGUCGCAGGUGGAUUCCCUCCGUCUGGUGGAGUACGGGGCGUGGGUUGAUCUACUCGGUGGCGCCUCUGCAGUACGACUGCCGAAAGGGGAGACCCAGCAAAAGCGCCAGGCGGCUGCCGCACACGACGCUGCACUCUCCCAACAGCGCGCCGAGUGCUUCUCACUCGCCAACCGUCGACGGAUGUGGUCACGUUUGUGCCAGGUACUGGAAGUGGCCUCGAGGCUGGGGAUGUCUACCUUGCGGCUGCUCUGUGCAACUGUGGCAGCGAACAUGCUCGUCGACCUCGAUGCGGAUGGCUUAGCGCGACUGAUGGAGUCCUCUGGGAAUGGAAGCGGCGCCAGCGGUAUUCCUCCUUUUACGGCCCAGGCACGAGCGCAGUUGCUACAGCGAUGUCCGUGGUUGAAGCCCCAGUAG
Messenger RNA from Leishmania braziliensis MHOM/BR/75/M2904, 1053 nucleotides. RefSeq lists its product as hypothetical. The coding region runs from base 1 to 1053 and encodes 350 amino acids. NCBI's taxonomy places the organism in Eukaryota, Euglenozoa, Kinetoplastea, Trypanosomatida, Trypanosomatidae. The transcript has a single exon. The record is from RefSeq and is a predicted model, not a curated record.